Molecule: messenger RNA, 945 nt
Organism: Symbiodinium sp. CCMP2456
Lineage: Eukaryota; Dinophyceae; Suessiales; Symbiodiniaceae
Source: the annotation of a GenBank genome assembly
AUGGAAAACGUUUGGCAGCCUCCUACCUGCCAGCCUGCGUGCCAGCCCAUCAUCUCUGUGCCGACCGUGCUGUCUACGCAGCCAUCGAACAGCUACAUGGAUCCGUACAUGGUGCCGUUCCCACAGGUGCCUCCGGUGAUGGCGCCGAACCCUGCCUACCCGUAUGCUCUGCCGCCACCUCCGCCACCUCCACCCCAGGCAGGCUAUACGGUCGUGCACGUCGUCCCUGUUGAGCCGCCGAACAGCUCGAGUAUGCCUCCCCCUGCUACAAAGCAUCAACUGCUCCUGGAUCCCUUCCUGCAGCCGUCGAGUGAGGGUGAGGCAUGGGCACCCAACUCGGACGAGCCUUCCCGAAAGCCGGACGAGACGUCCAGCUCAGGACAUCACCGGCCAGAGCAGUCUUCUCAUCGUGCGGGCUCUUCCCGCAAGGUGUUGGCUCCUGGCCUGGUGGGCGUCGAAAGUGGCAGCACAAGCAGUCAGGAUGCGAGUGCCGAGAACACUCUGCAGCAAGCAGAAGAGGCGCCAGAGAGGUCCAUGGACGCGCAGAAGGUGGCCAGCCUCUUCCGGGAUGACAAAACAACAGUUAUGCUGCGCAACAUCCCGAAUCGCUACACUUGCGAGGAGCUGCUGAGUGAGGUCAUUAUGGCCGGGUUCGACCGCAUGUUCGAUUUCUUCUACCUACCCAUGGACUUCAAGACCAAGCGAAACCGUGGAUAUGGCUUCAUCAACUUCCACUCCACAUCUGCAGCAAAGCAGUUUGCACUGGCCUUCCACCAUCGUCAGCUAAAGCUCUAUGCUUCGAAGAAGAUCAUGGAAGUCGCUCCGGCGGUGACGCAGGGCUAUCAGGCGAACCUGUCCAAGUACUUCGAGAAGGAUUCCGAUCGCAUCAAGAAUGACUGGUUCAGGCCUAUGCUCUUCACUCACGAGGCUUUUGAAUUAGACUGA